AUGUCUUCUGAUCUUGAAUCGGUCUUCGCCGAGUUGGGAUUGUCCCAAUAUCUCGGCGCCUUCGUUGAGCAAGGAUUUGAUGAGUGGGAUAUUAUCCUCGAUAUACAAGAGUCGGAUCUAGAUGCACUGGGCGUCAAGCUUGGCCACCGUAGGAAACUUCAAAGAAGAAUAGCCAAUGCGCGGGGUAUAUCCCCAUCAGCGUCUCUGGCGACCCCUGUAAGGCCAACAAGCGAAGAAGUCAAGUCUGAAAGCGUACAACCCGAGCCUAGUCGGACAGAAACACCUCCAGAGGGACAUGGUGUCGCGAAACGAAAAUAUCGACGUCACCCUAAGCCUGAUGAAAAUGCCCCUGAGCGGCCCCCCUCGGCUUAUGUGCUGUUCUCUAAUAAAAUUGCCAAGCUGGUAGGGGAAAACUGGCAAAAUCUGAAUGCCAGUGAAAAGGAAGCAUACGAGAGCCAAGCAAAUGCAGACAAGGAAAAAUACCACCGAGACUUGAUGGAGUAUAAGAAGACGGCCGACUACCGUAAAUACAUGCAAUAUCUGCACGAGUUCAAGGAGAAGCAAGCGAAACGAACUCAAGCUGAUUCUUCCAAGAGGACCAAACUGGACCCUGUUCGGCUGCGCCAUAGCAGCAGUAGCAGCACCACCAUGACGCCCGGCAACACGUCAAGUGGAAGUGGAAGUGAAAGGUUACAAGGGAGCGAGCCACCGCCUUGUUAUCGGGAAAGGUUGAAUUCGAUCGCAUCGGUAGCUGAGUCACAGCAUUCGUCGACAACACCAACACUCCUAUCGCAAGCAAACUCGAAUGACGACACCAUGUCGUCUCCCCGGGGCAACCAUUUCGAUGCCGGCAGUCCUCGAGAGCCUAUCCAUCAAACUUCCACGCGUCAGCAGUCUUGGCGAGAUAGUGGCCGUGGAGCGGAAACAUCUCAGCAACAACAUCUUCCGUCAUUGUCCAAUAUGCUUGAGGAUGGAAGGAAAGGUAUGCCCAUAUCGUCGGGCUCCGAAGGAAAUCCGUAUUCGAGUGGUUUCGUCGCUGCCAAUCAUCCAAGAUCAGUACCCGAGGUGCCAAACGUCCUCCCAUCGGCUCCGCCUAAAGUCCCACUCCUUCGACACGAACCGUCUUCAACCAGCAGCGUGGGAUCAAUUAGCCCAGCAGGAAGUUUUGCACGAACACCUGGCGAAGGUCCCCUUCCGAUUCACGCUCUGCUCUCCCACCACCAGACGCUGCCGACCCCAAUCGCUGCUGCCAACGCGGGGAUGUUCGAACGAAGUUCUUCUGUUUCUGGUUUCGGAACAACUCCCAGCCCGACGGACCCUGCACCGCUUGCGAGGCCAUCUUUUCGUCAUGGCGUAGUGCCCAAAGGAUAUGGUACUUGA
This is a messenger RNA of Fusarium graminearum PH-1, 1380 nucleotides long. RefSeq lists its product as uncharacterized. Gene Ontology annotation, biological process: regulation of gene expression. The transcript has 6 exons. Gene Ontology annotation, cellular component: nucleus. The record is from RefSeq and is a predicted model, not a curated record. Gene Ontology annotation, molecular function: protein binding. Bases 1 to 1380 code for a protein of 459 amino acids. NCBI's taxonomy places the organism in Eukaryota, Fungi, Ascomycota, Sordariomycetes, Hypocreales, Nectriaceae.